Molecule: messenger RNA, 1182 nt
Organism: Candida tropicalis MYA-3404
Lineage: Eukaryota; Fungi; Ascomycota; Pichiomycetes; Serinales; Debaryomycetaceae
Product: FG-nucleoporin
Exons: 1
Coding region: 1-1182 (393 amino acids)
Source: RefSeq, a predicted model, not a curated record
AUGUUCGGAAAUACUAGUGCAUUUGGAUCAAGUGGGUUUGGAAAUAAAAGUUCAGCGGGAGCAUUUGGUAAUCAAUCAAACCCAUUUGCCACAAACUCAUCAAGUUCAGGAUUUGGAAGCAGUGGAUUUGGAUCAUCUGGAUUUAAUACCAAUAACACUAACAAUCCAUCAUCAUCGUCAUCACAAUCAUCAGGAUUUGGAAGUUCGGGAUUUGGAAAUCCUAAUAAUACAUCUAGUGCAUUUGGAUCAACUGGAUUUGGUAGUUCUAAUACAACUUCAGCAUUUGGUUCUUCAGGAUUUGGAAGUAGUGGGUUUGGAAAUAAACCAGCAGCUUCAACUACAGGAAGUGCGUUUGGUUCCAGCGGGUUUGGAACAGCAAAUAAACCAACAGCAGCAGCAGCAACAACAACGUCAAGUGGAUUUGGUCUGUCAGGAUUUGGGUCAACAGGGUUCCUGCUGUCAGCAAACAAUAAUGCCAAUUCUCUGCCUUUUGGUUCAUUAGUAAAUAAGAAUACUUCAUCUGGGUUUGGAAGUACUGGUUUCGGUUCAUCAUCAUCAAGUAACCAACCGUCUGCAUUUGGUACAACUACGAAUUCGAACCCAAGUCCAUUUGGUCAAGCCUCCACUACAACAACAUCUGCAUUUGGAGGGAGUGGUGGUACAGGUUCAGCCUUUGGAACAUCUGCUAAUAAUUCCAAUCCAUUUGGUCAAUCAAAUACGUCAGCUUUUGGAUCUAAUCAAGCUCAAGCAUCACCAUUUGGUUCCACUCAAGCGACUGCAUCACCAUUUGGCUCUACCCAAACAACAUCUGCUUUUGGAAAUACGAACAAUACGCAGCCAUCUGCAAUUGGCAGUACUACAACUACAUCUUCUCCGUUUGGUGCAACUAAUGCAGCAUCUGCUUUUAACAGUGCUUCUAAUUCAACCAGUUCUGCAUUCGGUGGUGGUUCGUCUAGUCAAUCCAAUGCUUCUCCAUUUGGUCAACCUUCACAAACUACUCCUUCAUUUUCAUUUACAUCAGCACAACAAAAUCCACCUGCUCAAUCUAACAAUAACACUUCUACAGUCUCUUCUGAAGAUCUUGAAAAUUUCCCACCAGAAAUACUAGAGGCAUUCAAGUCCAAUAUGUUUAGCCUUGGGAAUAUUCCUGAUAUUCCACCACCACCUGCAUUAUGUAAUUAG